Sphaeramia orbicularis (orbiculate cardinalfish) is the source of this 5170-nucleotide messenger RNA. RefSeq names its product cache domain containing 1 (gene cachd1). Gene Ontology annotation, cellular component: voltage-gated calcium channel complex. The transcript is spliced from 27 exons. The coding region runs from base 1 to 3927 and encodes 1308 amino acids. Lineage: Eukaryota; Metazoa; Chordata; Actinopteri; Kurtiformes; Apogonidae. The record is from RefSeq and is a predicted model, not a curated record. Gene Ontology annotation, molecular function: voltage-gated calcium channel activity.
AUGGCGCGGCGGACACGGGACACAUUCUCCGCUUUGACGCCGAGCGCACGCGUUGCUUUCCGGGAUAAACACCUUUGGUUUCACAGGGGCUUGUUGGCGUUUUCCUGGAGCUUCGUUUUUAUGUGUUCAUGGGGAUAUUGCAGAGCCGAGACGGAGUUUUCUAUCCUGGAAGAGGCGCAAGUUUUGGCAGAACAGAUGAAGAAGCUUUCCUCUCAGGAGCUGGGAGUCUUUACUAUGCAGAGGAUUUUCAACUCGUUUGUGUACACCGAGAAGACAUCAAACGGAGAGACAGAAGUGCAGCAGUUGGCCAAAAAGAUUCGGGAGAAGUUUAACCGCUACCUGGAUGUGGUGAACAGGAACAAACAGGUGGUGGAGGCAUCGUACACCGCUCACCUUACGUCUCCACUCACUGCGAUACAGGACUGCUGCUCCAUACCGGCUUCUAUGAUGGAGUUUGAUGGAAACUUCAAUACCAACGUGUCCAAGACCAUCUGCUGCGACAGACUUUCUCCAACCGUCAACAGCCGAGCCUUCAACCCCGGACGAGACCUGAACUCAGUGUUGGCAGACAACCUCAAGUCCAACCCGGGGAUAAAGUGGCAGUACUUCAGCUCAGAGGAGGGCAUCUUCACGGUCUUUCCCGCCCACAAGUUCCACUGCAAGGGGAGUUACGAGCACCGCAGCAGGCCUGUGUAUGUGUCUGCAGUGCGUCCUCAGUCUAAACACAUCGUGGUGAUGGUCGACCACGGAGCAUCAGUAACCGACACCCAGCUUCAGAUUGCCAGGGACUCCGCACUGGUCAUCCUCAACGCUAUCGAUGAACACGACAAAAUCUCCAUUCUCUCGGUGGCAGAGACAGUUCGCUCCUGUUCUCUGGACCAGUGCUAUAAGAGUCUGCUGUCUCCGGCGACCAGUGAGACCAAGAGGAAGAUGAGCACCUUCAUCUCCAACAUCAAGGCGUCUGACGGCUUCACGCAGCACGCGGCGGGUUUCCAGAAGGCCUUCCAGCUGCUCAGAAACACCAGCAGCCUCAGCAAACAGAGCACCACGACAGACAUGGUGAUCAUCUAUCUGUCGUCCGGUAUCACAUCUCGGGACUCAUCGGAGCAAGAAAAGAGAGCGACGCUGAGUGUGGUCAGAGAGGAGAACCGCCACCUCAACAACUCCGUCAUGAUCCUCACCUAUGCUCUCAUGAACGAGGGUGUAACAGGCCUAAAGGAGCUGGCCUUCCUGAGGGACCUCGCCGAGCAGAAUUCAAUGAAGUACGGCGUCGACCGAAUGUCCGACCGAGACCGGUUAGCAGCGGUGUCCUCUGGGUCACCAGGAGCAUCCAUGAUGCCCGUUGUAAAGGGUAGCAUGAUGGUGCUGAACCAGCUGAGCAACCUGGAGACGACGGUGGGCCGCUUCUACAUCAACCUGCCCAACCGAAUGAUCGACCUGGCUCGUUUCAGUUUGCCCUACGCUGACCCGAUGGGAGAUGGGUUUAUUAUGACUGUGAGCCGGCCGUGUUAUUUCGGUAACCUGCUCCUGGGCGUGGUUGGCGUGGACGUGAACUUGGCCUACAUCUUGGAGGACGUCACCUACUACCAAGACUCUCUGGCUUCGUACACAUUCCUCAUUGACAACAAAGGUUACACCCUGAUGCACCCGUCCCUGACACGGCCCUACCUGAUGACGGAGCCCCCCCUGCACACAGACAUUAUCCACUACGAGAAUAUCCCAGGAUUCCCUGUUGUCAGACAGAAUAUUCUCAGCCUUCCUUUGGGCAGCCAGGUUAUCAGUGUUCCGGUCAACUCCUCUCUGUCGUGGCAUACAAACCGACUCAGAGACAACAGCAAAGACGCGUACAACGUCAGCUACGCCUGGAAACUGGUUCAGGACACGUCCUUCAUCCUGUGCAUCGUCUACGUGCAGCCAGAAAUCCCAGUGAAGCAGCUGAAGAACCUGAACACCGCCCCCAGCUCUAAGCUGCUCUACCACCGUUUAGACCUGCUGGGUCAGCCCAGCUCCUGCCUGCACUUCAAACAGCUCGCCACUGUCGAGUCUCCCACUGUGAUGCUGGCAGCUGGGAGUUUCUCGUCUCCCUACGAACACCUCAGUCAGCCUGAAACCAAGCGCAUGGUGGAGCACUACACCGCCUACCUGAGUGAUAACACCAGGCUCAUAGCCAACCCAGGCCUCAAGUCCUCUGUCAGGAACGAGGUUAUGGCGACCAGUCACGUCACGGAUGAGUGGAUGACACUAAUGGAAAUGAGUAGCCUCAACUGCUACAUUGUGCGCCGUUACAUAGCAACGCCCAGUGGGGUGCUCCGGAUUUACCCAGGAUCGCUGAUGGACAAAGCCUUCGACCCGACCCGCAGACAAUGGUACCAGCAUGCUGUGGCUAACCCGGGUCUCAUCACCUUUACGGGCCCGUACCUGGAUGUGGGCGGGGCCGGUUAUGUUGUUACCAUCAGCCACACCAUCCAUGCCUCCAGCUCCCAGAUGGCCCCUGGUUAUGCAGUUGCAGUGAUGGGCAUAGACUUCACUCUACGCUACUUCUACAAGGUCCUUCUGGAUCUGCUGCCCAUCUGCAACCAGGACAAAGGCAACAAGAUCAGGUGUUUCAUCAUGGAAGACAGGGGGUACCUGGUGGCCCACCCCACCCUCAUUGACCCUAAAGGUCACGCUCCGGCAGAGCAACAGCACAUUACGCACAAGGAGCCGCUGGUGGCGAACGACAUCCUUAAUCAUCCGAACUUCGUCAAGAAAAACCUUUGCAACAGCUUCAGUGACCGAACCGUUCAGCGUUUCUACAAGUUCAACACCAGUAUAGUGGGGGAUCUAACUAACCUGGUCCACGGCAGCCACUGCUCUAAAUACCGCCUCACUAGGAUCCCAGGGACAAAUGCUUUUGCUGGUAUCGUCAACGAAACCUGUGAUUCUCUGGCGUUUUGUGCCUGCAGCACCGUCGACCGACUGUGUCUGAACUGCCACAGAAUGGAGCAGAAUGAAUGUGAAUGUCCGUGUGAGUGCCCCCUGGAGGUCAACGAGUGCACCGGCAACCUCACCAACGCUGAGAACAGGAACCCCAGCUGUGAGGUUCACCAAGAGCCGGUGAGUCUGAACGUGAUCGACCCCAGUCUACAUGACACCCUGCCCCAGUGCAUCAACACCCGCUGCAGCCAGAGAUACACCAGCAGUGACUGCUUCGGUGUGUUGGACUGUGAGUGGUGCAUGGUCGACAGCGACGGUAAAACACACCUGGACAAACCGUAUUGCGCGCUGCAGAAGGAGUGUUUUGGCGGCAUCGUCGGCGCUAAGAGCCCCUAUGUGGAUAACAUGGGGAUGCUAGAUGAAGACGUGGCAUCCUUGAACAUGAUAAAGAGCGCCCCAGUGGGUCCGGUCGCUGGGGGCAUCAUGGGCUGCAUUAUGGUGCUGGUUUUGGCUGUUUAUGCUUAUAGGCAUCAGAUCCACAGGCGUUCGCACCAGCAUAUGUCACCAUUGGCAGCACAGGAAAUGUCAGUGAGGAUGUCCAACCUUGAUAAUGAGCGAGAUGAGAGGGAUGACGACAGCCACGAAGACCGAGGAAUCAUCAGUAACACUAGAUUCAUUGCUGCUGUAAUCGAGAGACACACCCACACUCCUGAACGAAGGCGAAGGUACUGGGGACGAUCGGGGACGGAGAGCGACCACGGGUACAGCACCAUGAGUCCGCAGGAGGACAGCGAGAAUCCGCCCGGCAACAACGACCCGCUCUCGGCUGGCGUCGACGUCGGUAACCACGACGACGACCUGGACCUGGACACACCGCCCCAGACGGCCGCUUUGCUCAGCCACAAGUUCCACCCGUACCGGCACACGCACACGCACCACCACCCGCUGCACACGCACACGCACCACCUGCAGGCCGCCGUCACCGUACACAGCGUGGACGCCGAGUGCUGAUCCUCGCCGCAGCGUUUACCCUUCUGUCGGGGACGGAACUCUGUGAUUUUGGGUUGUUUUUUUAUUUGUAUUAACGACUGUUUUCAGCACUCAGUGGGUGCUGUCGGGACGGACGGAGACGAACUAAAAACCCACACUGUCACCGGAUCCUCGGCUUCACAGUUUUACUCCAACAUCUACAUCUCAUCCUGUGUUUUUUAACGAACUCGAACCCUUGAAAACGCGCACACACACGGAGAGUAAAAUAUCCUAGCUGGUAUCUUGUUUGUUUCCUGAAGGAUGUGGCAUUGAGGACUCUGUAAGAGCACAAACCAACCUUUCAGAGCAAACAAAGCACUGAUGAGCCCUUUUCGUUUGCCAGAACACAACUGGAACCCAAAAGCCUUGUGGGACACUCAUGUUUUUUUUUUAUACUCGAAUGCAAACGGCCAGAUCAAACACACACACUUGGACUAGUGGAUGCCUAAUGGGAACGUGGAGCUGGAUACGGACCCCUUUUUGCCCCCUCGGAGCUCCAUCUCAACCUCCUACUUGUCACGAAAGGGCAGAAAAUGGACCAGAGUACUCGAUACUUGUGUGACAAACUGACGGACGUGUCGGGUAUUUCCACCUCGGACACGUUUUCAGCCUUUCUUGUAGAGGCUGUUUUACCUGCGUAUAAAUGUCUGCAAGCUUCUUUCUCUGUAUGAAUCACCCUGUCUCAUUCACAUAUUAACAGAGGAGAAAAAAAAAACAAUAUAAAGAAGAAAAUAUUUUUCUACUAUUUAUUAAGAGGUAAAAAAAUACAGGACAGAUGAGCAAGCAGCUUCCUCUAAAACAAAUAACACUAGAACUCACUUCAAAAUACUGAUGCUUCUAGGGCUCAUUGUUUUCAGUUUUAUCCCCCACCCACCGCCACCAACCACCGAAAUAUCUGUGAAUGUGUUUAUUUUAAAAAUGUAAAAAUAUUAAUAACAUGGGCUGGACAUUUACAGCAUAAAAAUAUUCCAUCUUUUAUUUUUCAUCACGCUGAAGGAGACUCUGGUGCAUGAUGAGCGGCUCAUUUGCAUUCUUCACCAGAGAUUCCUGUUUACUAUAUCUGCGCGAUGAACAGUGUCUUCUUUUAGCAGAAAGUACAUAUUUUUGGAGGACCUCAAAUCUGAGUGAUAUUCAGAUCAGAUCCUUUCAAGGAAUUCUUGUAUUUUUGUUGAAUAUCUUUAAAAAACAACAAAAAAAAAAAAACUAAAACGAUGAGCCUUAAACA